GCCAUGGCAAUCUGCUACCCAAUGGCCGUGGGCCUGAACAAGGGCCACAAGGUGACCAAGAACGUGGUGAAGCCAUGCCAGUGCCAACACCGUGGGCAGCUGACCAAGCACACCAAGUUCAUCCGGGACAUGAUUCGGGAAGUGUGUGGCUUCGCACCUUACGAGAGGCACGCGAUGGAACUUCUCAAGGUCUCCAAAGACAAGCGAGCUCUGAAGUGCAUCAAGAAAAAGGUGGGCACACACAUCCGAGCCAAGAGGAAGAGGAGCUGA
Zootoca vivipara (common lizard) is the source of this 270-nucleotide messenger RNA. The record is from RefSeq and is a predicted model, not a curated record. NCBI's taxonomy places the organism in Eukaryota, Metazoa, Chordata, Lepidosauria, Squamata, Lacertidae.